Messenger RNA from Knipowitschia caucasica, 603 nucleotides. The record is from the annotation of a GenBank genome assembly. Lineage: Eukaryota; Metazoa; Chordata; Actinopteri; Gobiiformes; Gobiidae.
AUGAGAGAAAUCAGAGGGCGUAACUACAGACACAACACCAACGGACACGUGGAUAAGCGGCUUCCUCACGAACUCGAAAUGCAGUCUGCGGUGAAACAGAACUACCAUGUGGAGACGGAGGAGGACAUUAACAAACUGGUGAACCUGAAGCUCACUGCGUCCUACACGUAUCUGGCUUUAGGAAUGUAUUUUGACAGGGAUGACAUCGCCUUGCCAAAUUUUUCCAGCUUUUUCCUUGAGCAGUCCAUAAAGGAGAGGGACCAGGCUGAAAAACUGCUGGAAUAUCAGAAUAUGAGGGGAGGACGAAUUUUGCUCAAGACUAUAGCUAAACCUACCAGGGAGGACUGGAGAGGUGGCCUGGAUGCAGUGUCCUUCUCUUUGGAGUAUCAGAAGUCUUUGAACACCUGCAUUCUGGACGUCCACCGCCGAGCUGGAACCAAUGGGGAUCCUCAUCUGUGUGAUUUUCUGGAAGAGAAUUUCCUCAAAGACAGUCACGAGACAAUCAAGAAACUGGGCGACUACAUGGGCAGUCUGGGCCGCAUCGCCACCAACGAGACCUCUGGUGCAAUGGGAGAAUACCUCUUUGAUAAACACACUCUUUAA